This is a messenger RNA of Dibothriocephalus latus, 567 nucleotides long. The record is from the annotation of a GenBank genome assembly. NCBI's taxonomy places the organism in Eukaryota, Metazoa, Platyhelminthes, Cestoda, Diphyllobothriidea, Diphyllobothriidae.
AUGGAGACUUCUGAAUCAUUCUCUAUCUUUUGUUUUUUUUUAAAACGUCUAGGUGAACUGCUGAUAUGGACUCUAGCAAACGAGUUAGGAAGUCUUGUUGCGAGUCGUGGAGGUGCCUCAGGAGGUCAUCAGGAUGCAAUCAGCUAUCUUCAUUGGUUAACACCUGAAUCAGUUUAUGUGGGUGCUUCGAAUUCUGGGCGAUCUGAUGCAGGUGAACACAUCAUUUCGUUUGGAGCGGAUGGACGCAUAAUUUGCUGGACUUUGACGAUGGACUCCAGAGAGCCUACAUUGACCCCCAUUAAAAUGUACAUCAAGCGCACGUUUGGUUAUCAAAUCUAUGGAAGAGAACAGCUUGGAGCCGCCGUACAAGAUCGUCUUUGUAACGCCUCAUCCUGGGGUGGGACACAGGGCGGCACCUCGACCAGCCUGGAUCACCCAAUCGGCAUAUCAACAGCUGUCUUCUCGCCACAUAAUCCAGAGAGUCUAUUCAUCGGUACAGAGAGUGGCGGUCUGCUCUUCUGCAAAUUUGAAGUCGUCGACUGGAAUGUGCCCAGAAUCGGUACUUAA